CAGAUUCGAUAUUCCUACCUUCGACAUCAGUGUGUAAUAAUGCUGCUCUAUUAUUUUUACUUAUUGGCCCUUUUAAUCCUGCCAUCAACUUUCUCCAAAGAGAUUUUGGAUAAAAGAGCCUUACAGCCAUCGCAUGAAAAAUCGCAACAAGAAAAAUGGGCCGAUGCGUUUAUACAGAAAAGCCAAGCCGACCAACAAGUAGAUUUAGUGAUGCUAUUGAAGAAAAUCACAAGAUCAUAUUUAUUGGAUUGUACUCCGAUUAUUCUGUUCGACUCGUUCACUGAAAAAAACGAUAAUUUACUCCUAGAAAAAUUAUUAACAAAUUUCCCUACGGCAUACAUUCACGGACAAAUCACUGAAGAUUACAACACAACAUUGAAAAUUUCUGUACGAGAUAUGCAACCCACCUGCAUCACCUAUUUACUGUUCAUGAAAGAUGUUAUGAAGUCUAAAGACGUAAUUGGAGUGCAAAGCAACAAUAAAGUCAUUGUGGUUGCCAGAUCUUCGCAAUGGAGGGUAUUUGAAUUUCUUUCACACGAAGAAUCCAGGUUUUUCGUUAACUUGCUAGUUAUUGUACAGUCUGAAAGAAUUAUGGAAGCACAUCAGGAAGCUCCUUAUAUUCUUUACACGCACAAAUUGUACGUAGACGCUUUAGGAUCCAGCAAACCAAUUGUGUUAUCGAGUUUCCAAGACGGUAAUUUAACAAGGAAAGUGAACUUGUUCCCUAAGAAACUUAGCGGUGGAUUUUCCGGUCAUAGAUUUAUUGUAUCAAUGUCUCAUCAACCUCCAUAUAUUAUAUCGAAAGGAAGAACUAUUGAUGGUGAAAAAAUAUUCGAAGGAGUCGAAAUAAGAUUGGUCAAUUUGUUGUCUAAGUUGUAUAAUUUUACUACGGAUUACAGAGAAGCAACAGAGGAUAAUAAUGUUGGAUCUUCAGAGGCGGUAACAAGAACUAUUGAAAAGAAAAAAGCCAAUAUCGGCAUUGGAGGUAUAUACGUAACACCCGACAAACUAGAGAGAGUGGGCUUAACGACUUGGCACUCCAGGGACUGCGCUGCGUUUAUUUCACUGGCUUCCACGGCUUUACCCAGAUACCGUGCUAUACUGGGACCUCUGCAUUGGUCAGUUUGGUUAGCUUUGAUUCUCGUUUACUUAGGUGGUAUCUUCCCCUUGGCCUUUUCCGAUAAACACACAUUGAGACAUUUAAUAACAAAUCCAGCGGAAAUUGAGAACAUGUUUUGGUACGUUUUCGGCACUUUUACGAAUUGUUUUACGUUUUCCGGAAAAGGAUCAUGGAGCAGAGCUAAUAAAGUCACCACAAAAUUAUUGAUAGGUUUUUAUUGGAUUUUUACUAUAAUUAUAACCGCCUGCUACACUGGAUCGAUUAUCGCUUUUGUCACGUUGCCAGUGUUUCCCUCUGUCGUAGAUUCUGCUGAGCAGCUAUUGAGCGGAUGGUACCAAAUCGGAACAUUAGAUAAAGGCGAAUGGCAGUACUUGUUUCAAAAUUCUUCAGAUGAUAUAACAAAAAAACUAUUAAAAAAUGUGGAUUUAGUACCAACAGUAGAAGAAGGUUUAAAAAAUACAACAAAAAUGUCUUUCUGGAGAUACGCCUUCCUGGGUUCCAAAGCACAAUUGGACUAUAUAGUUAGAACAAAUAUGACUACUAGAGGAAAACGAUCUGUACUACACAUUAGCAAGGAAUGUUUUGUUCCAUUCAGCGUUGCAUUGGCCUAUCCUUCGAAUUCUGUAUACGCCGAGAUACUAAACAGAGGUAUAGAAAGAAUUAAAGAGGCUGGUAUCAUGAUGAAAUUCAGAACGGACGUUGAAUGGGAAAUGAUGAGAAGUGCAACUGGCAAAUUACUAGCCGCAACCACCGGAGUGAGUUUAAAAACUCUCGCUUACGAAGACAGAGCGUUAAGUCUCGAAGACACGCAAGGUAUGUUCCUGCUUCUUGCUAUAGGGUUUGUCUUUGGAGGAGGAGCGCUGGUUGUCGAAUGGUUUGGAGGCUGCUACAAAAUUUGCAGGAGAAAUAAACGAAGGGGUAGCGAUGAUUCCAUUGAAAGCAACCCUAGGAUGCACGAGAGGCAGCUGCCUCAAUCAAAGUGGAAAUUGAAAGAGCGAUAUGAGCAUUUAAAGAGAUCAUUUGAAGAAAAACUCGAAAACUCUAGCGCAAAAACGGAAGAAUAUUAUAAUGAUGAUAAAAAUUCCGAACAAAUCGAUAAUAUAAUAGACAAGAUAUUCGAAGAUGUUCUGAAAAAUGAAGAAGAAAACGAUAAAAAAAUAUCAUCGAAGGAAACGAAGAAUUAUGAUACACAUGAAAUCGAUUAUUGAAAAAAUAUUUAUCGAAAUCGAUAUGGAUUAGCCUAGUUUAAAUAAAUUGAUUCAA
Molecule: messenger RNA, 2383 nt
Organism: Phyllotreta striolata
Lineage: Eukaryota; Metazoa; Arthropoda; Insecta; Coleoptera; Chrysomelidae
Source: the annotation of a GenBank genome assembly